Opisthorchis viverrini is the source of this 1083-nucleotide messenger RNA. RefSeq lists its product as hypothetical. The record is from RefSeq and is a predicted model, not a curated record. The annotation marks the transcript as partial. The transcript is spliced from 5 exons. Lineage: Eukaryota; Metazoa; Platyhelminthes; Trematoda; Opisthorchiida; Opisthorchiidae. Gene Ontology annotation, molecular function: microtubule binding.
CGGAAUUUCAGAAUACACCAACAAGUACAUCCCGUACGAACUCCAGCCGGUAAAGUCAUGCAAGCCAGCACACCGACCGAUCGAAGCUCAGGGUCCAAUGGAAUCAGAUACGACGCACCGACUGCCGCACACAAUGAUGAUGAUGAUGAUGAGGAUGAUGAUGAUGAUGAUGAGGAUGAUGAUGAUGAUGAUGAGGAUGAUGAUGAUGAUGAUGAGGAUGAUGAUGAUGAUGAUGAGGAUGAUGAUGAUGAUGAUGAGGAUGAUGAUGAUGAUGAUGAGGAUGAUGAUGAUGAUGAUGAGGAUGAUGAUGAUGAUGAUGAGGAUGAUGAUGAUGAUGAUGAGGAUGAUGAUGAUGAUGAUGAGGAUGAUGAUGAUGAUGAUGAGGAUGAUGAUGAUGAUGAUGAGGAUGAUGAUGAUGAUGAUGAGGAUGAUGAUGAUGAUGAUGAGGAUGAUGAUGAUGAUGAUGAGGAUGAUGAUGAUGAUGAUGAUGAGCAUGAUGAUUUUGAUGCGGAUUAUGUGAAGUGGGACUUGGAAGCCAGACACCCACACGUUCAGGAGGCCUAUAAACCACCCACGGAGCCGUUCAAAGGAGUGGCCACAUACACCACGGAUUACGUACCACAUGAGAUGUCUCCGACACAGAGCUGCAAGCCCAGUCACCAGUACAUUGCCUCAGGGACUCCGUUCGAUAGCAUAUCGGACUAUCGUGACGCAUACCGACAGCACCCGCUAGAGCGGACCAUGCCGAUUGUACACAAGGACUGUGUGCAAAAAGCCGGUGUACCCAUGGAGGGUGUGUCGACACAUAUGCGAGAUUUCGACUGGAAAACAGGUCGUCCGGGCACAUCGUACUACAAAUCGACCGAGCCGUUCGACGGUUGCAGUACAACAAAACAGCACUAUGUACCGCAUCCGGGUUGUCGACCGGCAGAGUCGUGCAAGCCUCAUCAGGUUGCAGCUGGUGGUCAAGGCGAAUUUGACGACGCCACAAUCUAUAGGGGAGAUUACACACGAAAGUAUUUGGAACCUUGUCCAGCCGCGUUGCUCAACACCAGUCGCAGUGGAUUUGCCUAUGCGCAAGAG